GGCGAGCAGUCACGCGCACACACGCGCACCCUAUCGUAAGAGAUAGGUUCAGAUCUUUCAACUGAAGAAACUUCGUGCUAUCAGCAGUCACAGACAUCAGCAGAGGAAAGGAGCUACGCCCCUAAAUGGAGCGGGUGAAGCUUCUAACUGUUGGCACGGUGUCGACUUUAGGCUGAUCCACAUCACCAGGAUCCAACCUUUCUGACAACGCAUCUGUUACUGCACGAUGAAUUUGGAAAUUCAAGAAUUGAUGGAAAGUUAACAAGCUCAUGAAACCGUCUUGAGAGAUGAUGAAUCGCUACACCACGCUGAAGCAGCUGGGUGAUGGCACCUACGGCAGCGUGCUGAUGGGAAGAAGCAAUGAGUCUGGAGAACUGGUGGCUAUCAAGAGGAUGAAGAGGAAGUUUUAUUCAUGGGAAGAGUGUAUGAACCUAAGGGAGGUGAAGUCACUGAAGAAGCUGAAUCAUGCGAAUGUGGUGAAACUGAAGGAAGUAAUCAGAGAGAAUGAUCACCUCUACUUUGUCUUUGAGUAUAUGAAGGAGAACCUCUACCAGCUGAUGAAGGACAGAGAGAAUAAGAUGUUCUCAGAGAAUGAAAUUAGGAACAUCCUGUUUCAAGUGGUAUCUGGGUUGGCUUUUGUACAUAAGCAUGGUUUCUUUCAUCGAGACAUGAAGCCAGAGAAUCUGCUGUGCAUGGGUCCAGAACUGGUCAAAAUAGCAGAUUUUGGACUGGCCAGAGAGAUCCGCUCCAAACCUCCAUACACAGACUAUGUAUCAACCAGAUGGUACCGGGCUCCAGAGGUUCUGCUCAGGUCGUCUACCUACAGCUCUCCUGUUGACCUGUGGGCUGUGGGCUGCAUCAUGGCUGAACUCUACACUCUCAGACCUCUUUUCCCCGGGAACAGUGAAGUGGAUGAAAUCUUUAAGAUCUGCCAAGUUCUAGGUACCGUCAAAAAGCCGGAUUGGUCAGAGGGCUACCAACUAGCUUCUGCUAUGAACUUUCGCUUCCCCCAGUGUGUCCCGACCCACCUGAAGACCCUGAUCCCUAAUGCCAGCAAUGAGGCCAUCACCCUGAUGAGAGACAUGCUGCAGUGGGACCCCAAAAAAAGGCCCACUGCUGUCCAGGCCCUGCGUUACCCAUACUUCCAGGUUGGCCAGAUCUUAGGACCUCGUCCUCAGAGCCAAGAGAUAAAGAAGGUGGAGGCCAGGCCGCUGGCCCAGAAGCAGGUCUCGGAGACCCAGGCUGGUACCCAGCAGUCUUCCUCUGAGUCCAAAGCCUCCACUUCCUCUGCCAAAAACCAACAGCAGCAACAUCAUCAGCCUCUCCAGCAGAUCCCCCUUCCCCAAACUGAGAGUACAGCAGGAGGCCAUGCAAAAGCAGCAGCGCUGGGCAGUGAGAACAGCGUUGGCGGUGGUGGGAUGGGGGGGCUGAAGAGUGGCCGUCGUCGCUGGGGCCAGACGAUGGCCAAGACCUUAGACAGCUGGGAGGAAUCCAACCCCUCAGAAAACACCGCCUCCAACUCCAAGAAACCCAGCCUGGGCAACGCAGAGGAGGAGAGGGGCCCGCAGGAGCACCGCCCACAGCCCAAGGAGCAGAAACCUCUUUAUUCCUUCAGCACAGUCACUAAGCUACCCAACAAUGUGAAGAUUGGCCAAAUGGACUCCAAUCUCCCAGGAUCUGCUGCACGACAGCACUAUCUGAGCCAGUCACGAUACUUGCCAGGGUUGAUCGGCAAGCAUCAGACUUGUUCUGGAGAUCAGGAGUUGAGUGGUAGGACGCUGCGGGACUUGUGGGAGAACUCCUCAAACACUGUAAAUAAUCCGCUUGUUCCUAUUGGAGGAGGAGUAUCUGUCACCAGAUCCAAAGCAGAAGACAAUGCGUCUAAAUCUGAGGAUAGCCCACCAGAGAAAAUGCUUGUUAAAGAAAGAAUACAGGAGAAAAUUGAUCUCUCCAAAGGGAACUUUGUCAGCACCAAAUACAACCUCUCUGGUGGUUAUAUCCCUUCAUUUCAAAAGAAGGAGGUGGGCUCAGUGGGGCAGAGAAUCCAGCUUGCUCCUUUGGCCAGCCAGCACACAAUCAAUCUUUCUUCCUCUCCUGAUAAUAAAAAAGACAAAUCCAAAUCUGCAAAGCCCAAACCAAUAUCCAACUCAUCUUUGAGCGAAACUCAUGAAGAUUACGAGGGUUGGAAUAGGAGGGCAGACCGGACUCAGAUGAAGGGGACCAGCUACUCAGCUCUGGGGAAAACCUCUGGGAAUCUCCUGAGCAGAGCUCCACCCGUACAGCCUGUCCACGGCAGGGUGGACUGGACAUCCAAAUAUGGUGGAAAUCGGUAGUUCAGAAAGGUCAUACAGCUUCUCCUGCUUGUUGGACUGUGUUGCCUAGUUGUAUACAUCUUUAGCUAAUAGAGUUAAACCUAAGCAGAGUUUUAAACACACUCAAACCCUACAGGAAACGCUGUACGUUCCCUGAAACAAAUGACAUCUUCAGAAAAAUCCAACACGGAGGUAGCUGGUAGAGGACAAAAAGUAGACCCACAUUCUUUGAGGAGACAUUUUUCAUACCACAACUGUAUAAUUCUGUUUCUAGAGAGUAAGAGAUGUAGGAUCUAACUGUGUAUGUGCAUCUAUGUUUGGAGAUGACGGUUGCCAUGAUGCUGAACCAAGAGUGGAACUGUCUGCAAGACAAUCCCACUGUAUUCCUGAAGGAUCCAGUGUGAGCCAAUUCUACUGUUAGUGUUGAGAUAUUCUGUGUACGAUUUAAAUGUAGUAUACAUUUUCAUUUUUAUACUAUAGUUUAUUAUUAUUGUUAAGUAUUGUUUUACUACAGAUGAAAAAAGCACUAAUUUAUUCACAGCUCCUGCGAUGCUGUUCCCUCUGCUUCGAUUCUCAGAAAAAAAUAUUCAGCGUAAUAGCAACAAAAAUGUCAACUGAAAACAAUUGCACACCUCUUUGUAUUAC
This is a messenger RNA of Cottoperca gobio, 2957 nucleotides long. RefSeq names its product male germ cell-associated kinase (gene mak). The record is from RefSeq and is a predicted model, not a curated record. Lineage: Eukaryota; Metazoa; Chordata; Actinopteri; Perciformes; Bovichtidae. Gene Ontology annotation, biological process: protein phosphorylation. Gene Ontology annotation, molecular function: ATP binding; protein kinase activity. Bases 288 to 2333 code for a protein of 681 amino acids. The transcript has 17 exons.